Molecule: messenger RNA, 1098 nt
Organism: Trichogramma pretiosum
Lineage: Eukaryota; Metazoa; Arthropoda; Insecta; Hymenoptera; Trichogrammatidae
Product: L-lactate dehydrogenase-like
Exons: 6
Coding region: 1-1098 (365 amino acids)
Biological process (GO): carboxylic acid metabolic process
Molecular function (GO): oxidoreductase activity, acting on the CH-OH group of donors, NAD or NADP as acceptor
Source: RefSeq, a predicted model, not a curated record
AUGCCGAUCAACAGAAACACGUACGGGAAAACGCAAAUAGUCGAGCACUUGCUGGCCAAGCAGAUCAGCGGCGAUUCGGCGACAGGUCCCAAGGUCGCCGUUCUCAAUGCCUUUCGCACGGGGGUAUCCGUCAGCGCCUGCCUGAUAUUUAAGGGACUCGUCUCGGAGCUCGUCCUUUACGACGAGGAUGCGGAUCUCGUCGAAGCGGAAGUCGAAGAUCUGUCUCACGCAGCUGUUUUCCACGGCAACCCACGCAUAAUUCCGACCAAUGAUCUAUCCGACGUGAAGGACGCAUUGGUGUGCGUAUUGACGUGUCGCUGCUCCAACUCGGCUAAGGACGAUGAGGUCCAAUGUAAGGUGAAUCGCGUCAAGCUACAAGUCUCGAAAAUCAAACAAUACGCGCCUAACUGUAUCAUCGUCAUUGCCGAUGAACCAGUCGAUCUGCUGUCGUACGUAGCCUGGAAAACAUCCGAGUUCGAGUCCAACAAGAUCAUCGGAGUCGGCACGAUGCUCGAUAACGUUCGGCUUCGGAGCUUGGUCGCCAAUCGUCUGAAAAAUCAGAUCAGAGCCAGCGACGUUCAGUCUUUCGUCGUCGGCCAGGCGGGUUGUAAUUCCGGUAAGGAAAUUCGUGCAUUAAUUUGUCGGCCUUGGCUGUGUAUCUCGUUUGCAGUGCCCGUAUGGUCGAGCGCGUCGGUCAUGAACACCAGGCUGAAGGACUUUAACGCGUUCAUCGGCACGAGCCAAGACAGCGAGGCCUGGAACGAGCACUACGACAAGUACGUCCGAGACGCCAGCUCCGUCCUCACGGCCAAGCUGGGUUAUCACGGCUGGGGCCUCGCCGCCUGCGCCUGCAAAAUCGUCGACUGCGUCCUGCGCAAUACUCAGUCGCCGCUGCCAGUAUCGACCUUCAUGCCGGGCUGCAAUCACGGUUUCUCGGAUAAGAAUGUGUUCGUAUCGUUGCCCUGCAUCAUCGGUCGUACGGGCGUGCUGACCAUCGUCAAGCAAAGGUACACCGUAGAGGAACAGACGAAGCUCGAGCAGGCCUGCAGCAAGAUCCUCGCUAGCAUAAAAAAGUUCGUGCCCGAGCUCAUGAAUUGA